GCCAUUUUUGCUACAAUCAAGCGGUAUAGCGUGUCCGGUUUUGGUGAAGCUCGCAGCAGUGAGUUUCAUAAAUUCGUUCAACUUAAUAUUGCGUGCUACGAAAAUACACAAACCGUAAACAUAAAAAUUCUUGAUUUUUGAUACCAAUCACAUUGUCUAGUUUUAUCUGAAAAUAGAGAAAAGUAAAAUACGUCCUCGUUAAUUUUCGCCAAAUCAUGGAGGGUUUUGAUGAUCCAGGAAUUUUCUUUUCGGACAAUUUUUCCGUUGACGAACUUCGCGAGAAUCAAGUCAACUUACAAGCGUCUAAAAAAAAGUUCAAAGAGUUUAUAAGACAAUUCCAUGAAGGAAAUUUCCAUUACAAAUACAGAGAUGCGCUCAAGCAUAAUUACAAUCUUGGACAGUACUGGGUUGAAUUCAAUAUUGAAGAUCUUGCCGCUUUUGAUGAAUCCCUUGCUGAAAAAAUAUACAAACAGCCGACCGAAUAUCUGCCAGUUUUUGAGGAAGCUGCCAAAGAGGUUGCCGAUGAACUUACCGCUCCUCGUCCUGAAGGUGAAGAAAAAGUACAAGACAUACAAAUAUUGCUGUCUUCUGACAGUAAUCCAAGUUCUUUACGUGGAAUGAAGCCCGACAUAGUGUCUCAACUGAUAAAAAUUCCGGGAAUUGUGGUAUCAGCUUCUGGUGUAAGAUCCAAAGCAACAAAGAUCUCAAUUCAGUGUAGAUCGUGCAGAAGUGUUCAAACAAAUAUUCCCAUCAAACCUGGUCUGGAAGGUUAUGCUUUGCCUAGAAAAUGUACAACGGAACAAGCUGGUCGCCCAAAAUGUCCGCUUGAUCCGUUUUUCAUAAUGCCGGACAAGUGCACGUGUGUUGACUUUCAAGUAUUAAAACUACAAGAAUUGCACGAGCAUACACCCCAGGGUGAAAUGCCACGACACCUGCAGGUUUAUUGUGAUCGUUAUCUGUGCGAUCGUGUGGUACCGGGUAAUCGGGUUCUUAUAUUGGGCAUAUAUUCAAUCAAGAAAGUUGCGGGAGGUGGUGGCAAACGUGAAGGUCGUGAAAAAGCGUUAGUGGGUGUGAGAGCGCCGUAUAUUCGGGUGGUUGGAAUAUCCGUUGACGGAGAUAAUCUUGGAAGUGGUACUCAUCCACCUAUUACUACUGAGGAAGACGAAAUGUUCAGACGUUUGGCUGCUGAUCCUAAUGUUUAUGAAAGAAUAGCAAGGAGUAUAGCUCCGAGCAUAUUUGGAGCAAUUGAUAUAAAAAAAGCAAUUGCUUGCCUUCUUUUUGGUGGCUCGAGAAAAAGAAUGCCUGACGGUUUGUGUCGGAGAGGUGACAUAAAUAUUCUUAUGUUGGGUGACCCCGGUACGGCUAAAUCUCAGUUGUUGAAAUUCGUUGAAACCGUUGCUCCUGUAGGGAUUUACACUUCUGGCAAAGGAAGUUCCGCCGCUGGUCUUACUGCUUCUGUUACUAGAGAUCCUGUCACGAGAAACUUUGUAAUGGAAGGCGGUGCAAUGGUUCUCGCUGAUGGCGGUGUCGUAUGCAUCGACGAGUUUGAUAAAAUGAAAGAGGACGACAGAGUAGCGAUUCAUGAAGCUAUGGAACAGCAGACGAUAUCAAUCGCAAAAGCUGGCAUAACUACAACCUUGAACACUCGGUGUUCCGUUCUUGCAGCAGCUAAUUCUGUCUUCGGUCGUUGGGACGACAUUAAGGGAGAAGAGAACAUUGAUUUCAUGCCGACUAUUCUUUCGCGUUUUGACAUGAUAUUUAUUGUCAAGGAUGAGCAUGAAAAAAAUAGGGAUAUAACGCUCGCCAAACACGUUAUGAAUCUUCAUAUGAAUGCCGGACAAGUUUCGGAAUUAACAACUGACGGGGAAAUACCGUUGAGUGUUCUCAAGAAAUACAUUUACUAUUGUAGAACACGGUGCGGACCAAGGCUCAACCCUGAGGCAGGUGAAAAACUGAAGAAUCGUUACGUAAUGAUGCGCGCUGGUACUUCACAGCAUGAGAAAGAUGCCGAAAAACGGUUGCCCAUUCCAAUAACCGUCCGACAACUCGAAGCAAUAAUACGAAUUUCCGAGGCCCUUGCUAAAAUGCGAUUUGCACCUUUCGCAACUGACGUUCAGGUCAACGAAGCUCUCAGACUGUUCCAAGUCUCUACUCUAGACGCAGCAAUGACUGGAUCUUUGGCGGGCGCUGAGGGCUUCACGUCGGAAGAAGAUCACGAGAUAUUAACUCGAAUUGAGAAACAAUUGAAACGUCGUUUCGCAAUUGGAACUCAAGUAUCGGAGCAGAAUAUCGUCAGUGAUUUCGUCAAACAAAAAUAUCCAGAACGUGCGAUUUACAAAGUUAUACACACGUUAAUUAGACGCGGAGAACUUCAACAUCGUCUCCAAAGAAAAAUGCUUUAUAGACUCUUCUAAGGGACCUUCCAAACGGAGACGGGAUCGCUAUCGACAUCGAGAACAUAGCUGCCGUCCUCGUUGAUCGCCGGUGCGAAGGAUUCCGCGUCUUGAACAAACGCAAACGGCAUGUGCACGAGAUACAUGUCGAGGUAAUCGAGU
This is a messenger RNA of Venturia canescens, 2555 nucleotides long. It is a transcript of the gene Mcm5, whose product is annotated as Minichromosome maintenance 5. The transcript is spliced from 8 exons. The record is from RefSeq and is a predicted model, not a curated record. Gene Ontology annotation, cellular component: MCM complex; nucleus. Gene Ontology annotation, molecular function: single-stranded DNA binding; DNA replication origin binding; single-stranded DNA helicase activity. Gene Ontology annotation, biological process: double-strand break repair via break-induced replication; DNA replication; DNA replication initiation. NCBI's taxonomy places the organism in Eukaryota, Metazoa, Arthropoda, Insecta, Hymenoptera, Ichneumonidae. Bases 216 to 2414 code for a protein of 732 amino acids.